AUGCGAGAGGAUGUUCGACGAAAGAAACCUCCAUUGCCAAUCCAAGUCAAUGACAGGGUGGCACAAAUGAAACGUGAGAGUUCCGCAUUGAUGCAGCGUGCAGAAGCUUUAGACGAUGACAAGCUGAAGGAAAAAGAGGCUUUGAUUCAGCAGGCCAAUGAUGUGCUGAAAGAGCGCCCCUUGUCCAUACAUCAAUGUCAACAAUUCAUCACAUGA
Durusdinium trenchii is the source of this 216-nucleotide messenger RNA. The record is from the annotation of a GenBank genome assembly. NCBI's taxonomy places the organism in Eukaryota, Dinophyceae, Suessiales, Symbiodiniaceae.